This is a messenger RNA of Saccostrea cuccullata (small rock oyster), 3035 nucleotides long. RefSeq names its product von Willebrand factor A domain-containing protein 5A-like. Bases 228 to 728 code for a protein of 166 amino acids. Lineage: Eukaryota; Metazoa; Mollusca; Bivalvia; Ostreida; Ostreidae. The transcript is spliced from 4 exons. The record is from RefSeq and is a predicted model, not a curated record.
AAUGAGUGAAUAUUAAAUGAGACAAAAAUUUCAAUCGUAUAAAAUUAAGAAAAAUUAAAUGAGGUAAUAACAAAUAGUAAUACAGUAACAGACGCUUGUAGCAUUGAAAGCAGAGCGAGGAUAUACUCUUACUAUAAAUGAAAGAGAAAUGAAAAGACAAAAUUUUAUAUUUAUGUUUAGCAGCUAGGUCAUCAAACAGGAAAAAGAAGCCAUUAGCUUUUCACAGGAUGGAUUUAUUUGUCGACUGUGAAAUUCCAGCCCUAGACCAGAAAGAAACAUGUGAAGACAGUUUAUGUGUCAAGUCUGACAUACACGAGGAAUUUUAUUUUGAGGGAUCUGGCAUACCUGACAUACAAGCGGAAUGUUAUUUUGGGGAAUCUGAAAUACCUAAACCUCCUGAGCCGUACGAGUUCAAAAAAGAAAAAAGAGAUCAUCCCAUGAAGAUGAUAAAAUUGAUUGAGGAUCAGAAAUUUGACGGAUCUUGGGAGUUAACAGAGGAAAUCUCAAAAAUACUCGGCAAAUCACAAAAUGAAAUAAAAACAUCUGCAACUACACAGGAUGUCAAUGUUUGGACGACAGCUCUUGCGAUUGCAUUUUUGAGAAAGUAUUUCAUGAAGCAAAAACAUGAAUGGGAGAUGAUCGAGGAGAAAGCGUUGAACUGGUUGAAGACAAGAGAUGUUGAAGGCAAAGAUGUCGUACAGGAAGCAAUGAAUUUUUUAUCAACAUAAUUUUUUUGUUACUUCUGUGCUAUUUCAGCCUGAUAAUAACAUUCCUUUUGUGGAAAUUUCACUACACAUAUCUUGUAUGUUACAUAUCGCUGCAAUGCAUGCAAUACAAUACCUCUCAUGUAAUUUUAAAAAUAUAUAAUAUCAACUUACUGACAGCGUAAGGAUUAAAAGUUCCAGGUGAUUACUGUAAGAAUAGCUUUCGUACAUUUAUAAUUUGGAUUAUCAUUUCCUCAAAUUUCGGUUUAUGAAGUCCAAAAUAGUAAAAUUGCGAGGUUGAGCUUUUGUCAUCCAUGCUUGAGUGUUUGUAGAAAUAGUUGGAUUUUGAGGAACUAUUUUUAGCUCACCUGAGCUGAAAGCUCAAGUGAGCUUUUCUGAUCACAUUUUGUCCGGCGUCCGUCUGUCUGUCCGUCUGUCUGUCUGUCUGUCCGUCUGUCCGUCUGUCUGUAAACUUUUCACAUUUUCGACUUCUUCUCAAGAACCGCUGGGCCAAUUUCAACCAAACUUGCCACAAAGUAUCCUUGGGUAAAGGGAAUUCAAGUUUGUUCAAAGGAAGGGCCACGCCCUAAUUCAAGGGGAGAUAAUUGGGAAUUAAUGAAAAUUUGGUGGCAUAUUUUAAAAAUCUUCUUCUCAAGAACCACUGUGUCAGGAAAGAUGAAACUUAUGGGGAAACAUCCUCAGGUAGUGUAGAUUCAAAUUUGUUCAAAUCAUUACCCCCGGGGGUAGGGCGGGGCCAAAAUGGCCGACCUAAGUUUUACAUGGAAAUAUAUAAGAAAAUUCUCUAAAAAUCUUCUUCUCAAGAAUGACAAAGCCAUAAUUCAUCAUAUUUAUAUGGAAGCAUGCUCAGGUAGUGUAGAUUCAAGUUUGUUCAAAUCGUGACCCCCAGGGGUAGGGCGGGGCCAAAAUGGCCGACCAAAGUUUUACAUAGAAAUAUAGGAAAAUUCUUUAAAAAUCUUCCUCCCAAGAAUGACAAAGACAUUAUUCAUCAUAUUUAUAUGGAAGCAUGCUCAGGUAGUGUAGAUUCAAGUUUGUUCAAAUCAUUACCCCCCUGGGGGUAGGGCGGGGCCAAAAUGGCCGACCUAAGUUUUACAUAGAAAUAUAUAUGAAAAUUCUUUAAAAAUCUUCUUCUCAAGAAUGACAAAGCCAUAAUUCAUCAUAUUUAUAUGGAAGCAUGCUCAGGUAGUGUAGAUUCAAGUUUGUUCAAAUCAUUACCCCGGGGAGUAGGGCGGGGCCAAAAUGGCCGACCAAAGUUUUACAUAGAAAUAUAUAGGAAAAUUCUUUAAAAAUCUUCUUCUCAAGAAUGACAAAGCCAUAAUUCAUCAUAUUUAUAUGGAAGCAUGCUCAGGUAGUGUAGAUUCAAGUUUGUUCAAAUCAUGACCCCGCGGGGGUAGGGUGGGGCCAAAAUGGCCGACCAAAGUUUUACAUAGAAAUAUAUAGGAAAAUUCUUUAAAAAUCUUCUUCUCAAGAAUGACAAAGCCAUAAUUCAUCAUAUUUAUAUGGAAGCAUGCUCAGGUAGUGUAGAUUCAAGUUUGUUCAAAUCAUGACCCCGCGGGGGUAGGGUGGGGCCAAAAUGGCCGGCCAAAGUUUUACAUAGAAAUAUAUAGGAAAAUUCUUUAAAAAUCUUCUUCUCAAGAAUGACAAAGCCAUAAUUCAUCAUAUUUAUAUUGAAGCAUGCUCAAGUAGUGUAGAUUCAAAUUUAUUCCAAUCAUGACCCCCAGGGGUAGGGCGGGGCCAAAAUGGCCAACCAAAGUUUUUAAAGAUAUAUAUAGGAAACUUCUUUAAAAAUCAUUUUUUUUUAAAAAUAGCAAAUCCAUGAUUGAUCAUGGGACUACUUUUGGAUUUAAACUUUACAAUAAAAAGCCAUUUUCUACUUUUUCCUACCCUUAGUGCUCAGGUGAGCGAUGUGGCCCAUGGGCCUCUUUUUUAUUCUAGUUAUUAUGCAACUAGCCUAUACACUGAUGUUGUUUUCUGUCUAUUAGCCUUAACUAUAUUCAAUACAAAAGUACUUUAUAUAGUAGUUUUAAUAGUCAGGUAUUUUUGAAAAUGGUAGAUAAAUUAGACGGAAAUAAAUCUUUUCAUUGUUCCAUAAAUGUUUUUUUCAAAGACCGAAAUAACUUAAGCCUAAUGAGAGAAGAUUUGCUACCACUGCUCAAGAACCUUUGUUUUCUUUUGCACAGGAAACUUAAUAAUAUUCAACAUUACAAUGUACCAUUAUAAUGAUUUUUUCUUUGCAUUAAAACAAGUUUUAAUGUCCAUAUUUCCAUUUAUCGGUAUAUUGAAUCAUUAAAUUGAAUUACAAACGGAUGGAAA